ACUCUCAAGUUUGGAUUUCCCAAUAACUAUCGAAUAAAAUUAAUAAAUUUGUAAACGGAAACAAACCAUGUGCUAACAUGGCGAUUUUUCGUAAUCGUCAACAUCAUUCAUAGCAAAUUGUACUAUAGUGUUCGAUUGUUAUGGGAUUAUCAUUUGAUGUACAGUGCUAUUUGCUUUUUGACCUAUUUUCGUUGUUUCUUUCACCGUAAAUAAAUAUUACAUCACAAUGAGUGUCGACGCGUAUGGUCCGAGUUCUCAAACGCUAACAUUCCUGGAGACUGAAGAGGCUGAUCUAAUCGGUGCUGACACCCAGGGGUCCGAGUUUGAAUUUACCGAUUUCACUAUCCCGUCUCAGAGCCAAACACCCGCGUCUCAACACGACCAUGGUUUGACUACAUCCAACCAGGUAAAUGGUCUAGGGCGAUCAGACCUAAGUUCCAAAGUUUCGAGUGUUGCUAAUGCUAUAGCAGAGUUGCAGUUUGAGGAAGAAGAUGAAGCCUUGUACAGCAGCAAGGAACUGCCUGAUCAUGCAUGCAAAUACUGCGGCAUUCAUGACCCCUCCACGGUCGUUAUGUGCAAUAUCUGUAACAAGUGGUUCUGCAAUGGAAGGGGUAACACCUCUGGAUCACAUAUUAUUAACCAUCUGGUGAGGGCCAAGCAUAAGGAAGCAGCUUUACACCGUGAUGGACCUCUUGGGGAAACCUUGCUUGAAUGUUAUUCAUGUGGUGCCCGGAAUGUAUUUGUUCUGGGAUUUAUUCCAGCAAAAGCAGAUUCUGUUGUUGUUCUUCUGUGUCGCCAGCCAUGUGCUGCACAAAGUUCCCUGAAAGAUAUGAACUGGGAUCAAGAGCAAUGGAAGCCUUUAAUUUCGGAUCGCGCUUUCUUGUCCUGGCUUGUUAAAGUACCUUCAGAGGCAGAGCAAAUGCGAGCAAGACAGGUCACACCUCAGCAGAUUGGACGCCUGGAAGAGCUUUGGCGCGACAAUGUGGAUGCUACUUUUCAAGAUUUGGAGAAGCCUGGUGUGGAUGAAGAGCCUCACCAAGUUCUAUUAAGAUAUGAAGAUGGGUACCAAUACCAGAACAUAUUUGGUCCACUUGUAAAAUUGGAAGCUGAUUAUGACAAAAGGCUCAAGGAGUCCCAAACUCAAGAAGGGAUUGAAGUGCGCUGGGAUGUGGGGCUCAAUAAAAAAACUAUUGCCUAUUUCACUUUGGCAAAGACUGAUAGUGACAUGAAAUUAAUGCAUGGAGAUGAGUUGAGACUGAGAUAUGUAGGCGAACUGCACAAAGCGUGGUCCGGAGUUGGACAUGUGAUCAAAGUGCCUGAUAACUAUGGUGAUGAUGUUGGCCUUGAGCUGAAGAGUGGGGCUGGUGCACCCCUCGAUUGCACCUCCAACUUUGUUGUGGACUUCAUAUGGAAGAGCACAUCUUUUGACAGAAUGCAGUUGGCGCUACGUAAAUUCGCGGUGGACGACUCGUCUGUAUCGGGCUACAUCUACCGUCGCCUGUUGGGCCACGAGGUGGAAGAAGUUCUUUUCCGCGUGCAUCUGCCCAAACACUUCAGCGCGCCCAACCUACCGGACUUAAAUAGAUCGCAGGUAUAUGCAGUCAAACAUGCCCUGCAGCGUCCAUUGUCCUUGAUCCAGGGCCCACCCGGAACUGGUAAAACCGUUACAUCUGCAACAAUUGUAUACCAACUUGUGCGUCAAAAUGGCGGACCAGUUCUGGUAUGCGCGCCGUCUAACACAGCUGUGGACCAGUUGACGGAGAAAAUCCACAGAACGGGCCUGAAGGUAGUGCGACUUUGCGCCAAGUCCCGCGAAGCUAUGGAGUCGUCAGUGUCUUUUCUGGCGCUACACGAACAAGCGCGUGCCCUGGGAUCGGCCGAUAGCGAACUGCGCAAGCUGACGAGACUGAAGGAAGAAGCUGGGGAAUUGUCCGCUGCAGACGAAAGACGUUAUCGUGCACUCCGGCGCGCCGCAGAGAGACGUCUCCUGGAUGCUGCUGAUGUCGUUUGUACCACGUGCGUUGGCGCAGGAGACCCGAGAGUGGCUCGGAUGCGCUUCCAAUCCAUCCUGAUCGACGAAGGCAUGCAGUCCACUGAGCCAGAGUGCAUGGUCCCAGUCGUACUUGGUGCGAGGCAACUCAUUCUGGUCGGCGAUCAUUGCCAGCUGGGUCCGGUGGUUAUGUGCAAGAAAGCCGCUAAAGCUGGCCUCAGCCAGAGCCUUUUCGAGCGUCUGGUAGUCCUCGGAAUUCGUCCUUUUAGGCUAGAAGUGCAGUAUCGUAUGCACCCAGAGCUGUCGCGUUUUCCAUCCGAUUUCUUCUACGAGGGCUCGCUUCAGAAUGGUGUGAGCGCAGAGGAGCGGCGUCUGCACAAAAUCGAUUUUCCCUGGCCGCGACCUGACAGGCCAAUGUUCUUUUAUGUCACCCAAGGGCAGGAGGAAAUCGCGGGAUCGGGAACGUCUUAUUUGAACCGAACGGAGGCCGCUAAUGUCGAAAAGCUCACAACUCGCUUCUUGAAAGCUGGCGUCCGCCCCGAACAGAUCGGAAUCAUAACUCCCUACGAAGGACAACGAUCUUAUUUGGUUCAACACAUGCAGUAUCAGGGCAGCUUGCACGCCAAACUGUAUCAGGAAAUAGAAGUGGCCAGCGUGGACGCCUUCCAGGGCAGAGAGAAGGAUAUCAUAAUAAUGUCUUGCGUUCGCUCGAACGAACACCAGGGAAUCGGAUUCCUGAGCGAUCCCCGUCGAUUGAACGUCGCGCUUACUCGCGCCAAGUACGGCCUGAUCGUCGUCGGCAACCCUAAGGUGCUCAGCAAACAGCCGCUAUGGAACCAUCUGCUCGCGUUCUACAAGGAACGGCGGGUGCUCACCGAGGGGCCGCUGUCCAACCUGAAAGAAUCUGCGAUUCAGUUCGCGAAGCCCAAGAAGCUGGUGAACGCGCAGAACCCCGGCUCGCACUUCAUGUCCACGUCCAUGUUCGACGCGCGCGAGGCCAUGGUGCCCGGCUCGGUGUACGACCGCGCGCGACCGCUGCGCGACCCGCUGGCCUAUGUGGGACCCGAGCGCGCCGCCAUGCUGCACGCGCCCGUGCCGCACGCGGCCUUUGCGGCGCAUCGCGGCCCGCAGCGCCUACCCGUGAACGGGGCGCGCGGCGCACGGCGCCGUCCACCACGACUGUCGCAGGAGCCGCUGUCGCAGCAGCCGCCGCUGUCGCUGUCGCAAGGCGCGUCGCAGCCCGACUUCAGCCAGGAGUCCGCGGCGCCCGACUGCCCGUCGCAGCCGGACGGGCUGCUGUCGCAAGACUCCACGUACCAGGGCGGAUUCCGCGCGCGCUGCAGCCAGUACUGAGAGACGCCGUCAGCCGCACGGCCGACUCACUCCUCCGGGCUCCGGGGAGCAAGCCACGGUACUGACGAGAGACGCCGACGCGCACCGCCCACCACCGCGCUCCGGCCGCGGGAGUAGACAGCGAGAGUCCCGGCGCGGCGGCGGGUCCGACGCGACCGCAGCGACGAGCGCCCGCGCGACUGGUUCCGAUGCGCGAGGGGAAACCUAAUCAUAAAUUACAGGAAUACAAAUAGGGACUUUCGAUAUCCAAACGUUUCGGGGAAUUUUACACCAGUACGUAACUCGCUAGAGCGACACCGAGACAUUUUAGUGUCUACCAUAUUGUUACGAUCAUGUCUAUGACCAUUAAGCACAAAAUUCGUGUGUAAACAUUACGAUUCUAUACUUAAAUGUUGUAACGCAAACACAGUGAAGUAGUACCUGAUGAAACCUAUGGUACAGAUUCUUAAAUGUUCGCCCUUUAGUAAUUUACUUCUUUAUUUUUAUCAUAACAUGAAGCAAAAACUUAGCAAGGUAGUACUUUUUUUUUUCAUUUAGGGCAAUCUUCAUUAAAAUGGUUUUGUUUCAAUUAUCAUUGAGGUAAGCAAUCAUUAAAAUCAAAGCUCUUUACAUAUAACAUAUAUUAGACAAUAUGUCAGCAAUAAAUACUUCAUUAUUUUUCCUUCAUAAAAGUCAAAUGUAAUUAACAGACAUCCAGACUGACAACGAAACAAACUACUCAGGAUUUUAUUGUCUUGUGAGAUAAGAGAUCUUAAUUAAAGAAACAUAUGAAAUGUUAAAGCAAAUGCAAGCCAUUAUUGCAGACACAUGUCAUAACUCAAUCCAUUUUGGUCAUUAUACAAAUAAAAAAUUUGUUACACAUAAAACAAGUAGGACCGACCAACAUUUGCAUCAUGUCACUUCUAUUUAAUAUUCUAGAAAUACAUCAUGUAUUGGUUUUCACUACAAACAUCAUUUCCUGUAUAAGUUAUGUUAUUUUCUAAUCAGUUAUUGGGAGCAGUCAAUAAUUGAUUUAAAACAAUUAAACAAGAUAUAUAUAUAUAUAUUAUAUGUAUAAAAUGCAUGUAAAAAAAAUUGUUAACACUGUUUUAUUUUUCUAAAAUGUAUAUUUUACACUGUAAAAAGCUGUAGUUAUUAUCCCAGCUAAGUAGUUUUAUUUUUUUGUAACAUAAUAUGUAUUAAUGAAUGUUACAUGUUUUGUGUAGAAUUUUACAUCAUGGGAGGAAAUAAAAUGUGUAAAUGUCAAAAAGCACCUAAGUAUAUUGUAACUGGGUAUGAAUUCAACUUACUGUUGUAGUGUACUUUACAUUGUUUUCAAAUUCGAAAUCUUAUCUCUUUUUUUUUUUACUGAAAAUGCUCAAUACACUGAUGUUUUUAUUUUGUGAAGGAAA
Messenger RNA from Pararge aegeria (speckled wood butterfly), 4734 nucleotides. It is a transcript of the gene Upf1, whose product is annotated as regulator of nonsense transcripts 1. The record is from RefSeq and is a predicted model, not a curated record. Gene Ontology annotation, molecular function: zinc ion binding; hydrolase activity; RNA helicase activity. Lineage: Eukaryota; Metazoa; Arthropoda; Insecta; Lepidoptera; Nymphalidae. Gene Ontology annotation, cellular component: cytoplasm. Bases 227 to 3343 code for a protein of 1038 amino acids. Gene Ontology annotation, biological process: nuclear-transcribed mRNA catabolic process, nonsense-mediated decay. The transcript has 10 exons.